Molecule: messenger RNA, 1161 nt
Organism: Solanum verrucosum
Lineage: Eukaryota; Viridiplantae; Streptophyta; Magnoliopsida; Solanales; Solanaceae
Product: putative Myb family transcription factor At1g14600
Exons: 6
Coding region: 60-989 (309 amino acids)
Molecular function (GO): DNA-binding transcription factor activity; DNA binding
Source: RefSeq, a predicted model, not a curated record
UUGUGAUAAAAAAAGGAGUCUUGAAGAUACCCUUUUUGAUAUUUGAGCUUAAAAAGAGAAUGGGAAAUUGUGGAAGAAAUGGAGGUGUUAGACAAUACAUAAGAUCAAAAGUUCCACGUUUGAGAUGGACACCUGAUCUUCAUCAUUGUUUUGUUCAUGCUAUUGAAAAACUUGGUGGCCAAGACAAGGCUACUCCUAAGCUUGUUCUUCAAAUGAUGGAUGUGAGAGGACUUACUAUUUCUCAUGUCAAAAGCCAUCUUCAGAUGUAUAGAAGCAUGAAGAGUGAUGUCAACAAGCAAGCAGAGAGAAUGAGUAUUCAACCAAGAAAACAAGAGUCUUUAGAGGAUCUUGGUUGUCAUUAUCAACAACAAGAAGAACAAGAAGAUGAAGGGUGUGUUGAACAACAAAAGCUUUUGGUUUACCAAUAUCCAUUAUCUUUUAGCAGCAGCCCCAAUAUGGAGAGAACAGAUUCUACACCAUACUUUAACAGUGUUCAACCAACAAAAAGGGCUAGAAUAGAGAGGUGCAGCAGCCAGAGAAUACGUGAAGCAGUGAGCAAUGAGUACAACAGUAGAAAUGAUUAUAAUAUCCAUAGUAUUAUGGCAGAUGAGAAAAUUGAAGCAGCACAACCAUUGUGCAAUAGUACUACUCAUAUCUUUAAUCCUCUUACAACAAGCAAUGAACUUCAAGAAUCUCAAUUUUUCAAGGUAUUGAAGACACAAGAUUCAAGUAGGGAUUCAUCAAAGAGAUUCAAAUUUGAGGGCUCGAUGAAGAUAGAUAAUAUUCGAGAAGAAGAAGAGGAGGAUGAACGUGGAUUAUCGUUGUCUCUCUCAUUGCAUCGUCCUACGACUCAGAGAAGCAAUGCAUCGUCCAUAAUAAGUGAGAUUAGUGAAACAAUUUCUUCAUACUCAGGAGGCUUAAACUUGAAUGUUUGGCAUUCUUCAUCUGAAAAACAAAAUGUUAAUCUUAAUCUAUCUAUUGCAUUAUGAAACUUAAUUACAAGAAAAUUAAAUUCCCCCUUAGGUGAAAUUUUGAGAUUUUAUUUAGUCUUUAUAUAUAUUAAGGGGUGAAUUUUUACUUUUUUAACUGUAGUGUUUCUCUCUCUCUCUCUCUCUAUCUUUUUUUUUUUUUUUGGUUAUUAUUUUUUGUCUUUUUGUUCAU